AUGGAAAACAAAAGCCCUCCAAAACCUAAGCUUCUUUGCAACGUCUGCGGCAAGGAGAGCGCAUCAGGGCCAUCUCUAAAACGGCAUAUGAGGUAUUGCAUCCGAAAGGGUGCAAUAAGCCGAAGUCGGAAAAAGUCAUGCCAGCAUUGCGCCCAGGCUAAAGCCAGAUGUGAAGUAUCCGGCCGGGGAUGUCUCAGAUGCUCAGGGAAAGGGCUUGCGUGUUCAUUAACAGUUCCCAUCAGCUCUGAUACCAACGCCGGUAUGGAUUUUUGGGACGAUAUUGCUUUAGAUCCCGGAAAUCUCACCACUUUGGACAUGAACAGCGUGCCAUUUCAGGACAACCCAUCUUCCAAUGCUCCUGACUCUCAUUUCCCGUUCGACCUUUUUAUGCCGUCGAGCGUCUUGCUUGGCCCCGGACCCGAAGGAGAAGUAGGCAAUGACCAGAGAUUCGGAUUGAUUGACCCUCCGAGUAACUAUGGCCAGGCGCAGGCACCGAGAUUAUUUGAACCCAGGCUGUUCCACGCGCCGGGCGCAAUCAUGGCCUCAACGAUGGGAACCGGAAUCCUGAAGUCUUAUCCUUCAAUGAUGAGAAAUAGAAAUGGUCUACCUCCAUUUAUUCAUCCUUUCUGCUACGGCUCGGAAAGAAAUGGCUGGAAAUUUCCUCUAUCGCUAGAACGAGCAUCAUUCAUUGCCUCUUCUCCCGUGGACAAUUCGCCCGAUACCUUAUCAAAUAUCCGUGAGGAGCAGCAGAGGAUCGAUCAAACUUUGUUAGAAAUGGGAAUUGAGGACCUAAUAAGUUCCGGACAGGCUCUGAUAAUCUAUAUCCUCAUGCGAAUCGAGAGCGGCCCCUCAGAGUUGGAUGAAGACGUGCAUCUCUACGCGACUCUCUCCCGGCUCUGUUUUCGCAUCCCGUCCCUGCCAGGAUUUUAUGAGAAAAUGGCAGAAUUCUCCCCGUGGAAGCAGUGGAUUAUUGUGGAAUCAAAGCGGAGGCUGAACAGCACGUUGCGUCUCAUGUCGCAGCUGUACAACUUGGACGUGGCGCCCAACCCAUGCAAUCUAUUCACUGCCAUGCCUCUCCCGGCAAGCAAACUGCUAUGGAAAGCAUCAAGCGAGCAAGGAUGGGAGACGGAGAUAGCUAGAGAUGACUUUUAUAAGAAGUUGAGUCUGCAGGAUCUGAUGAAGUUCAAGGGCAAGGGAGAGAGUGGCCAGCCCAGCAGAGAGGAAUGGAGCAGAUGGUAUUCAGGAACGGAUGAGCUAGGAAUACUGGUUGUUAUCUCCGCUAGUUUAUUAUAA
Messenger RNA from Clonostachys byssicola, 1293 nucleotides. Lineage: Eukaryota; Fungi; Ascomycota; Sordariomycetes; Hypocreales; Bionectriaceae. The record is from the annotation of a GenBank genome assembly.